Ruditapes philippinarum (Manila clam) is the source of this 928-nucleotide messenger RNA. RefSeq names its product sulfotransferase 1B1-like. Gene Ontology annotation, molecular function: sulfotransferase activity. Gene Ontology annotation, cellular component: cytoplasm. The record is from RefSeq and is a predicted model, not a curated record. The coding region runs from base 167 to 928 and encodes 253 amino acids. Lineage: Eukaryota; Metazoa; Mollusca; Bivalvia; Venerida; Veneridae. The transcript has 6 exons. Gene Ontology annotation, biological process: sulfation.
CUCUCAAAUUUUAUCAUCAAGUAUCACGCGUGAUUAUGCAUGUCCAAUGUGCAUUACACCAGAUAUAUUCUGAUGCGCGUAGCGACUGAAAUACCACUUUAAAACUAUACUUCUGCGGGAUAUAACUUUAUGUUUUUAGAAUAAAUAAAAACAGAAAGUAAGUGCAAUGGCAAAAGUGAAGAUCCCGGAUGCUGGUGGUGCCGCACUUACUAUGGUGGACGUUGGGGAUUUUAUCACACCGAUAUUCUUUAAAAGUGCACAAGAAAUAAAAGAUAUUUUCGACAAUGUUCCAAACUUUAAAUUCCGGAAUGAUGACCUGAUGCUAUGUACAUUUUCUAAAACCGGUACAAACUGGGUAUAUGAAAUCCUUAUGAUGAUUUUAAACAGAUCUGCUGAAAGGAUUCAGACUUACAAAGUAUUCACGAUGCUUGAAGGUGUAACGGCAGAAGAGGCCGACCAACAACCAUCACCACGAGUCAUGAAUUGCCACUACCGGCCAAAAUAUCUGCCUCUGGAAGAUAUGAGGGCCAAACAGAUUAAAACAGUAUUAUGUCUACGAAACCCGAAAGACACGGCCGUGUCAUACUACAAUCACAUGAAGGGGUUAAAUAUCUAUGAUUAUGAUGGUAAAUGGGAAGAUUGGUUACCAGUAUAUGGGUUAUUUGUAAUCAUUACAUGUAUGUUUCAUUACAUAUAUGUUUUAUUGGAUUAUGGGAAAUACAGCGACUAUUUGUUACACUGGCAAAAACGAAUACAAGAAGGUCCAGGAUUUCCACUACACAUAAUGUAUUACGAGGACCUGAAAAUGGGACAACAAAGCAUCCAGUUCUGCUGCAAUAUUAUUUCAUUUCAGCAGAUGGCCACUGACCUUUACCUUGGUGAUCCAACCAUUGCCUUGCUUGUUGAGGCCAUGUUUUACAGUGCAUAG